This is a messenger RNA of Acomys russatus (golden spiny mouse), 5479 nucleotides long. RefSeq names its product EH domain binding protein 1 like 1 (gene Ehbp1l1). Gene Ontology annotation, molecular function: protein binding. The record is from RefSeq and is a predicted model, not a curated record. The transcript is spliced from 20 exons. Lineage: Eukaryota; Metazoa; Chordata; Mammalia; Rodentia; Muridae. Bases 106 to 5286 code for a protein of 1726 amino acids.
CGCAGAAAAGGGCACCAGAGACCAUGGGGACCCUGGCUGGGCCAACAGUUGGGGGCAAGCGGGAGCCCCGAGCUUGAGAAGAAGUCGGCGAGAGCUGCUUGGGCCAUGACGUCGGUGUGGAAGCGCUUGCAGAGGGUGGGCAAGCGGGCCGCCAAGUUCCAGUUUGUGGCUUGUUACCAUGAACUGGUGUUGGAGUGCACCAAGAAGUGGCAGCCUGACAAGCUGGUUGUGGUAUGGACUCGGAGGAACCGGCGGAUCUGCUCCAAGGCGCACAGCUGGCAGCCUGGCAUCCAGAACCCAUACCGUGGCACUGUGGUGUGGAUGGUGCCUGAGAAUGUGGACAUCUCGGUGACCUUGUACAGAGACCCUCAUGUGGACCAGUAUGAAGCCAAAGAAUGGACUUUUAUUAUUGAAAACGAGUCCAAGGGACAGCGGAAGGUACUGGCCACGGUUGAUGUGAACCUGGCCCGCCACGCAGGGCCUGUGCCUGCUCAGAUUCCGCUUCGACUGCGGCUGAAGCCCAGGUCUGUGAAGGUAGUUCAUGCCGAGCUGAGCCUCACCCUUUCUGGGGUGCUGCUGCGUGAAGGCCGUGCCACCGAUGAUGACAUGCAGAGUCUGGCCAGCCUCAUGAGCGUAAAGCCCAGCGACAUAGGGAACUUGGAUGACUUUGCUGAGAGCGACGAGGAUGAAGCUAAUGGUCCUGGGGCUCCUCGAGGGGCCCAGUCAGGCCGGGGCUGUGCCCUGAGACUGGGGCGUUUCCCAGAUCUCUCCCGAGAGCUGAAGUCACUGUGUGAGGAAGAUGAUGAUGAAGGCCACACACGGCCCCAGCAGGCAGCUGCCAGACCCUCUUGUGCUGAAGAUACCAGCCCUGCCCCUGUGAGUGCCCCUGUGAGUGCCCCUGCGCCCCCGGCCAGGGCCUCCCGGGGCCAGGGGUCAGAACCAGCUGCUAUAGCCGGGGGCCAGGCGGGUCCUGAAACCCCAAGGCCCCCACAAACCCCACCAGAGACAAGGUCUACCAGGCAGCCUGGCCAGGACAUGGUCCCCACCCCAGCCCCUCGGCUCCGGAAAGGCCCUGAUGUACCCCGGUCCCCAGUCCCCUACAGGGAAGAUGAAGUCCCUAAUACCUCAGAGGACCCUCCAACAGGAGUGGGUUCUUCUGGGGAGACCCAAGCCCAGAUAAGCUCUCAGGACAGGACAGAGGCCCAUGGAGCCAGACCAGAACCAGACAUUGAGGUCAGAGGCUCCAGAGAUGCUUUGGGAGGAGAAAGAUCCAAAGUUGAAGAGGGAGACACUGAGGACAGGCCAGGGCCUAGUGGGGCAGGAAACGGAGAGAAGAACACUAAGAAGUCAUGUACCACAGCUGGAGAGGCUGAAGAGAGCUCAAAACUUCAUCAAGUAGCUGCUGAGCAGAAGUCAAAGGUACAACCUAUAGCCAUGGAAGGACCAGAGGCUACAGAGCUGACGCCUAAGGCAAGACUCGGGGAAACUCCUGAGGCUCCUCCUAGGAGUGCUCAGAGGAGGAUGAGGGCAGGCUCCCAGGAAGAGGCUCCCAGUGACCUGAACCCACCUCCAGCUGAGCCUGAAGGGCAUCUAGGGCAUCUCCGGGGUGCCAGGCCUGCUGGCCAGGAGAGAGAAAGCACAGAGAUUAGGAGUGAAGCCCCUGCUGUUGGGAGGACAGGCCAGGAGCAGGGCCCUGCUGCUGGAGUAGCGAGUGCUGGGCCCCAGGUGAGCAGCAUUCAGGGCAUCCUAUCAAUUGGCCAUGGGGUAAUAUCUAGAGAUCUGAGGGCCCAGGAGGCAGAAGUUGGGGAGCCAAGGGUUCUAGAAACAGAGGCCGAGUGGGUGCCUUGGGAGGGGGCUAUAGGGACGCCAAAGACAGAUAUUGGGAGACCAGAGCCUCCAGAUCUAGAGACUAGAACAGCAGAAUCUGAAAUAUUGGAAGCCCAGGAGUCAGAAAUAACAAGAUCAGAGGCCCUGGAGUCAGAGGCUACUGGAACAGCAGAGUUGGAGGUCUUGAGGACCCAGGAUAAAGAGAUUGGGGUUCUGGGGAUGCUGGGGAUAGGGGCUGAUAUAAGGGAGCCUAAGGAAUUUGGGAUACAGAAAACAGAAGUUGGGGGUACUACAGUUCCAGGUACCAAGACAGUGACAGCAGAAACUAAGAUAUGGGAGGCCCAGGAGAUGGCAGAUGGGGGGGCUGGCAGGAUGAAGAUGGAGGCUGACAUACUGAGAGCUCAGAAGACAGAGGCUGGAGAGGCAGAAGCUGGAAUACUGGAGACCCAGAGUGUGGUGGCCGCAGCUUUGGAGGCUCUAGCGGUGGAGAUGGCAGAGUCUGAUGUGUUGGGAACACAGGGGACAGAGGUGGGGACUUGGAAGAUUCCAAGAGCAGAGACUGAAACAGCACUAACUGAGAUAUCAGGGAUCCACAAAGUGGCAUCUGAGGGUUCAGGGCCCCCACAGAUGCGAUCUAGAACAGCAGGGGCCCAGGGGACAGAUGUUUCAGUGAUAGAGACCACAGAAGAUGGCAUGCUGGGAACCCAGGAGAUAUCUGCAGGUUGUGGAGUCCUUUGGGUAGAAGCUGAAACACCAGAAUCCAAGACUGAUGGCUCCCCGGAGACAGGGGAAGGAGACCUAGGGACUCAGGAGGUAGACCCUGGGACAGUGGAAGCCGAGAGCUUAGGGACUCCAGAGAGCCCAUCUGGGGUGCAGGAGGUACUGGGAACAGGAACUGAGGCACCCACAGUCCUGGAGGUAGAGGCUGCCUCUUCAGCUUGUGUCUCUGGAACUCCUGAGACAUUGGGGGCCAAGGAGCUAUCUGGGGGUUCUGUGGCUGAGAUAACAGAAUCUGAGAUAUCGGAGCCCCGGAAGACAGAGGUGGGAGGCACUGGGGUAUCACAGACAGAGGUCGGAAGGGCAGAAGCUGAACUACUGGGGACCCAGGAAAAAGCAUCUGAGGGGUUAGGAGUUCCUGGGCUGGAAGCUAAGAUGGAAGAGUCUGAGAUACUGGAGGACCAGGAAACAGAAAGGAGGAUUUGGGAGACCCCAGAGGUAGAGACAGAAACAGUGGGUGCUGAGUUGUUUGGGAUCCAGAAAGCAGAAUUAGGGGGUUCGGAGAACCCAGGAUUAGGAGGCGAGACCGUAAAGUCUGGGGUUCUGGAGACCCAGGAGACAGCAGUCAGGGAGUCAGGGCUCCUGGGAGCAGUGACUGAGGAAGCAGACGCUGAGAUUGCCAAGGCCCAAGAAAUAGACCCAGGGGAUUCUGGGGCCUCCAGGCCAGAAGCUGAGGUACUGGGGGCCCAGUGGGCAGAAACUGGAGUUUUGCAGUCUGAGGAGGCAAUGACUGACAUUUCUGGGGUCCAGAAGCCCAGAGCUUUGGGAGCUCUUCAAUAUGAGGCCACAAGAGUCCCAGAGACUAAGCAAAGAGGUUCGGGGGCUGAGGAAGCAGGGUCAGCAGUACCCAGAGUACAAGAGACAGAAAUUAAAGUUGUAGGGGUAGUAGAGACCAAAUCUUGGACUUUGGGGUCCCAGGAAUUAGAGAUGGAGGGGUUUGCAUCUCCCGAGAAUAAAUCUGAUAUUUUUGAGGCCCAGGAAGCAGAAUCUUGGGUCUUGGGAACCGCAAAGGGAAAAGAAGCUGAUGAAAGCCUCAAAGAGGCACAAGUGGCCAGUGGGGCAGGGGCUGAGGUACCCAGGCCCUCGGGGGCCGCUUCCCCAGAGGAGCCUGAAGAGGACAGGAGGCUGCAAGGCAGCCAGGCACCACCCGCCCUGGUCAGCUCCAGCCAGUCCCUGUUGGAGUGGUGCCAAGAGGUCACCAGUGGCUACCGUGGUGUGUGCAUCACCAAUUUCACCACAUCCUGGCGCAACGGCCUGGCCUUCUGUGCUAUUUUACAUCGAUUCUACCCAGACAAGAUUGACUAUUUCUCCCUUGACCCACUGGACAUCAAACAGAACAACAAGCAGGCUUUUGAUGGCUUCGCAUCCCUGGGCGUGUCUCGGCUGCUGGAGCCUGUGGACAUGGUGCUUCUGUCUGUACCUGACAAGCUCAUCGUCAUGACGUACCUGUGUCAGAUCCGCGCCUUCUGCACUGGGCAGGAGCUGCAGCUGGUGCAACUGGAGGGCGGCGGUGGGUCUGGCACUUAUCGCGUGGGCAACGCCCAGCCAAGCCUGCCCGACAGCCUGGACGCAGGCAACCUGGCGCAGCGGCUUCGAGAGCAUGGGGCUGAAGUGCCUACUGAGCCCAAAGAGGCCAUGAACCCUGGCGCUGGGGCGGUACCCAAGGCGGACUCUAGAGACACGGACCUGAGCUGCACCUCGAAGGAUGGGGAGGCCAAAGUUGCCCAGGAAGCAACCCCCCCAGAGGUGCCCUCCAACGGCACCAGAGCCCGGUCGUCCACGUCCCCCGUGGCCCCCACAGAGGGGCUGGUGAACGGAGUCGGGGCAGCAGGUGGUGUGAGUGGUGCGAGACUGAGACGGUCCUCGGUCAAUGGGGAGGCUGGGCCAGUACCGCCACCCCGAGCACACGGCUCGUUCUCCCACGUGCGUGACGCUGAUUUGCUAAAGAAGAGGCGAUCCAGGCUACGGAAUAGCAACUCGUUCUCUGUGGAUGAUCCAGACUCUGGAGCUGCAGUGGGACCGGGACCUGCAGGAUCCGGGGCUGUGGAAGGCCCAAACCCCGACUCCAGCCUUGACUCUGGCCCACAAACAACCACAACCCCACAGCAGCCUCCCGGUGGGAGCCCUCCUGCAGAGGAGUCACCUCCCAGCGCAGAAGAGGCUGGUCUGCAACGGUUCCAGGACACAAGUCAGUAUGUGUGCGCAGAGCUGCAGGCCCUGGAGCAGGAGCAGGGACAGAUAGACGGGAGAGCCUCCGAGGUGGAGAAGCAGCUGAGGAGCCUCAUGGAAUCAGGUGCCAACAGGCUGCAGGAGGAGGUGCUGAUCCAGGAAUGGUUCACUCUGGUCAACAAGAAGAACGCACUCAUCCGGAGGCAGGACCAGCUGCAGCUGCUCAUCGAGGAGCAGGACUUGGAGCGGAGGUUUGAACUGCUGAGCCGGGAGCUGCGGGCCAUGCUGGCCAUUGAAGAGUGGCAGAAAACCGUCGCACAGCAGCACCGGGAGCAACUCCUGUUGGAGGAGCUGGUGUCACUGGUGAACCAGAGGGAUGAACUAGUCCGGAACCUGGACCAGAAGGAACGGAUCGCUCUGGAGGAAGAUGAGCGCCUGGAACGCGGCCUGGAGCAGCGACGUCGCAAGGUGAGCCGGCAGCUGAGCAGGCGGGAACGCUGCACGUUGAGCUGAGCCUCCUGCCUGGUUCGCCCUUUCUUUCUCUGGACAUGGACCCGCCUCGCCACUCCCGGACCUGCACAGCAGAAGACAGAGCCCCAUGCUCCUCCAGCGGGUAGAAGCAGGGCCGACCCAGACUUGGGGACUGGAGCAGCCGAACAUGCCAGGCAGUAUUUAUUCAGCUGAGUGUGUGUGUGUGUGUGUGUGU